CCCCCUUUCUCCCGCCCUCUUGGCUCCCCUUCCUCAUCCCCGCCCUUCUCCCUCUUUCCCUUUCCUUUCCCAGCCCUGGAGGUUGAAGAAGCCAGGCCCGCGCCAUCUUGGGUGAGGGCAGCGGGAAGGGGCGGGGCUUAGGGACACCCACGGCGCCAUACAGACUAAGGGCAAGGAGCUGAGAGCGAGGGGGCUUCUCCGUGGCGACACUAGGCGAUGCUAACGUAAAUGAGAGCAGAUACUAUUUCUUUUUCACAGCCUCGGACUCCUCCGAUUAGGAUGUACAGUUGGACUAGGGAAAAAAAAAGAAAGCGAAGUGCGCCAACUGCAAUACAGAGCUGGAAAAGACCGGCACCAUCUUAUCCACUUAGCACUCCAUGGGCUUCGAAGCCUGUCCGGUGCCAUGUUAAUUACGGGCACUGGGCAGCCAUUUUCCCGCUCCUCAUCAUUCGGUAUCUGUCUUUGGGUCACCCGACUGUGGGCUUUGUGAGAGGAAAGGCGUUUCGAGCUGGCUCCAGUGCCCAGACCCAAGCCCCCCACUGCUCAAUGGACACCCCCAGCCCAGACCCGUUGCCUUCGCCUUUGCCCGGGGAGGAAGAGAAACCUCUGGCCUUAUCUCCUCCUGUUCCCCGGGGCCGCCGAGGCCGUCGUCCUGGGGGAGCCACCUCCUCAAAUCGGACACUCAAGGCCUCCCUCCCUCGCAAGCGGGGCCGCCCCCCCAAGUCAGGGCAGGAGCCCCCACUGGUGCAGGUGCAGGGGGUGACAGCCCCAGUAGGCAGCAGUGGCGGGAGCGACCUCCUCCUGAUCGAUGAUCAGGGUGUGCCCUAUACGGUCUCUGAAGGUUCAGCGGCUGGGCCUGAGGGCUCUGGCCCCAGGAAGGCCCCACACUUCUGCCCGGUGUGCCUGCGGGCCUUCCCCUACCUCUCCGACCUGGAGCGCCACAGCAUCUCGCACUCAGAGCUGAAGCCGCACCAGUGCAAGGUUUGCGGCAAGACCUUCAAGCGCUCCAGCCACCUGCGGCGGCACUGCAACAUCCAUGCCGGCCUGCGGCCCUUCCGCUGCCCGCUGUGCCCCCGCCGCUUCCGCGAGGCGGGCGAGCUGGCGCACCACCACCGCGUGCACUCGGGGGAGCGCCCGUACCAGUGCCCCAUCUGCCGGCUGCGCUUUACAGAGGCCAACACGCUCCGGCGCCAUGCGAAGCGCAAGCACCCGGAGGCCAUGGGGGUACCCCUGUGUGCACCAGAUCCAGGGUCUGAACCGCCGUGGGACGAGGAGGGCAUCCCGGCCACAGCAGGGGCCGAGGAGGAGGAGGAGACAGAGGGGAAAGGGGAGCCGGCCUGACCCACACCCCCGGCCAUCGCUCCCUGGGCCAGGUUUAGAGCAGGGAGUUUGGCUGGUGCUGGGCCUGAGCCAGGGGGCCGGGACACCCUUGUUUCCGGUGGUCUUCCCGUUGUGGGAGCAGGUGGAGGGUGGAGACCUAAACUUUGGGGUCCAGCUGCCUUCAGCCCCCCUCCCCCAGACUAACAGACCCUUGGAGGCAGGGGCUGUGGAAAUAAAUCUCUGCCUGCUGGC
Homo sapiens (human) is the source of this 1572-nucleotide messenger RNA. RefSeq names its product zinc finger protein 524 (gene ZNF524). The transcript is spliced from 2 exons. Lineage: Eukaryota; Metazoa; Chordata; Mammalia; Primates; Hominidae. The record is from RefSeq and is a predicted model, not a curated record. Bases 229 to 1341 code for a protein of 370 amino acids. Gene Ontology annotation, cellular component: chromosome, telomeric region; nucleus.